GUUAAAUCAGUAUUGUGAGCUGACGGAGGUUCCCGUACUGUAGUACGUGUUCAAGCUGAGAGCCAAGAACCAGGAACCAUACCUCCGUAAGGUCACAAUUCCGUGGACCAUAAAUUCAGCCAUUUUAGCCCAAGAAUUCGACAACCCAUUACUCAAUCCCUAUAAAGAUCCGAAAUUUUCCAUAAAAAGAAAAAGAAAGAAGUGAUUUUUUAAUCGAGCAGUGAAAACUGAAAAGCAGCCAUGGCUCUGCUUUUGAGCAAUGCUUGCUUCCCUGCUUUUAAUCGGAGUACAGUUCCUACAGUUCGAGCUGUGGCUUCUGAACAGGGGAGUAUUGGUUUGAGGACAGCUGAGGAGGGCAAAGUGAAACUUGGAGGUUCAGAACUGCUGGUGACCAAGCUUGGUAUUGGGGCUUGGUCAUGGGGUGACACCAGCUAUUGGAAUAAUUUUGAUUGGGAUGAUCGCAAAUUGAAAGCUGCUAAGGCCGCUUUUGAUACCAGCAUUGAUUGUGGUAUAACAUUCUUUGAUACUGCCGAAGUCUAUGGUUCACGGAUGUCAUUAGGUGCAAUUAGCUCUGAAACCUUACUUGGGAGGUUUAUCAAGGAAAGGAAGCAAAAAGAUCCUGAAGUCGAGGUAGCCAUUGCUACCAAAUACGCAGCUUUGCCGUGGAGGCUCGGUAGACAAAGUGUCAUUUCUGCACUGAAGGACUCUUUAGCCCGUCUCGAGUUAUCUUGUGUGGAUCUCUAUCAGCUCCAUUGGCCAGGAAUAUGGGGAAAUGAAGGAUACAUUGACGGUCUAGCCGAUGUUGUGGAGCAGGGUCUCGUGAAAGCUGUUGGAGUAUCAAACUAUAGUGAAAAGCGUCUUCGUGCUGCUUAUGAUCAGCUCAAAAAGAGAGGCAUACCUCUGGCUUCAAACCAAGUAAACUACAGCCUGAUUUAUAGGCUCCCAGAGGAAAAUGGUGUGAAAUCCGCAUGUGAUGAAUUGGGAAUCAGUUUAAUUGCAUAUUCGCCACUCGCUCAAGGUGCUCUAACUGGGAAAUAUACCCCGAAAAACACACCCUCAGGUCCUAGGGGACGGAUUUACACCCCCGAAUUCAUGAUAAGACUACAACCUUUGAUAAACCGGAUAAAAGAAAUAGGGGACAGCUAUGGAAAAACUCCAACUCAGGUUGUGCUAAACUGGUUAGUUGCACAAGGAAAUGUGGUUCCUAUUCCUGGAGCAAGAAACGGGGAACAAGCCAAGGAGUUUUCAGGUGCCGUGGGCUGGAAACUUAGUGAAGAACAGGUCGAGGAGCUUAGGGCCAUGGCAUCAGAAAUAAAACCUGUUAUCGGCUUCCCAGUUGAGAAGUUACAGGAGACAUUCCAGGUGGCAAAUUGGGCUCAUUUUUCAGAUCACAACUUUAUUGAAAGAGAAGAUGUUGAUCUCAUUAAAAGCUGGGGAUCGCCCAAUGUGGGGCCACCCUUAUCUAGGAGACCAGGACCACCAAUAAGGAUGGAUAAUUUGCUUUCUGAUUGGAAUACUGAGAUAGGAGUUGGGUUCCCUUUGCCUCUUCAGAAAAAACCUCAGAGAGUAGAGAAUGACCUUGGGGAGCUCAUAUGGAAAAAUGGUGGAGUAGUCCUAAACAGCCAAACCAAUAAAAAGCAACCGAAACAAAUCGUAAAGGACAGCCAAUCAAAUCCAAUCAACUCGAUUCAAGAUUACGACGCACUCUCAUGGGUCGACGAGACCCUUGAUAAAGAUCUCUUUUCAAGCCUCUUACCCGAAAUCCCUUCCUCUAAUUCCGCCGAUCCAAACAGGCCCUUGGCAAAAUUUGAUUUAUCAGAAAUUAAUAAUGUUUCGACUCCGGUCAUGCCUACUCCAACUUUCGACCAAAACUUGGAAAGUGCCAAUAUUAAUAAAGUAAAGAUUCCGGCUGAGAAACACUCGACAGGUUGGGUUGACCGGGCCCCGGUCAACGAGUGCUCGGUUAAGAUGGUUAACUCGAGCCAUUGUGCAAGCAAUCAGGUCGCGAAUGAUGUGGAUAUGAGUUGGGCCUCCUCCAGCCAGGGGCUAGGCGGCAAAACGCACUUUGCUGGGCCCGAAGGGAAAUAUGGUGGAAAUGUGGGCCCUCAAUGUGAAACGGAUAAAGAGAAACUUACGUCUUGUUCUGGAGGGUGUAGAUGUAGUUUUCGGAACAAAUCGAACGAGACCAAUAGCCUCAAAAGGAAGAGCCGGGACUUGGAGGAAUCUGAGUGCAGAAGUGAUGCAACUGAGUUAGAGUCAGCUGCAGGAGAUAAGUCAGCACAGAAAGCUACUCGGAGGAGCCGUGUGGCUGAAGUGCAUAACCUGUCCGAGAGGAGAAGGAGAGACAGGAUCAACGAGAGGAUGAGGGCAUUGCAGGAGCUUAUACCUCAUUCGAACAAGUUGUUGUGGAUGGGAAGUGGCAUGGCGCAAAUGAUUCCACCGGGCAUGCAGCAUUAUAUGUCCCGUUUUGGAAUGGGUAUGAGCCCACCACUUCAUCCGGCUAUUUCAAAUCUCGUCAAUCUAUCGAGAUUGCCACUUGUCGAUCAGGCAAUGAAUGUAACUUCUGGCACGAAUCAGGCACCGGUCAGUUAUCAGAACCAGAUGCCAAAUUCAAGUUUUGUCGAGUCGUACGGUAAUUAUAUGGGAUUUUGCUCGUUGGCAAAUGCUCCACAGAUCAGAGGAGUUGAUUAUAACACUCCAGAUGGGACUUGUGUUAGAGACUACAUUGAUGUUACGGACCUCAUUGAUGCGCACGUAAAAGCUCUAGCACGUGCCCAGCCUGAAAAAGUCGGGAUCUACAAUGUAGGAACGGGAAAAGGUAGCUCGGUAAAAGAGUUUGUGGAAGCGUGUAAGAAGGCAACCGGAGUGAACAUAAAAGUCGAUUAUCUGAGCAGAAGACCAGGAGAUUAUGCCGAAGUUUACAGUGAUCCUUCGAAGAUUUGGAACGAACUCAACUGGAAAGCAAAAUAUACGAACCUUGAAGAGAGCUUGGCCAUCGCAUGGAGAUGGCAGAAAGCACAUAGAAAUGGUUAUGAUAAUUAAUUAACUCUUAUUUUUCUUAAAAUAAAAGGAAAUCAUGAAUAAUUCUCAAAGAGUUAGUUAGUUAGUUAGUCCUUGUUCUGUUUUGUUUUUUUUUUUUUCUUUGAGCAAACAUUGCAGUGUAUGCCCUUGAGAAGGAAAAGGGAUGUUCAUUUUAUCGCUUUAAAGUUCUUGUGAGGCAUAGUUGGGAAAAAAUGUUAUAAUGCACAAAACAAAAAAUGGUUCUUUAUUUUGUUCUUUUGUGUGCAAUAGUUAUGGCAUUUUAUAGAAUUGCAC
Striga asiatica is the source of this 3315-nucleotide messenger RNA. NCBI's taxonomy places the organism in Eukaryota, Viridiplantae, Streptophyta, Magnoliopsida, Lamiales, Orobanchaceae. The record is from the annotation of a GenBank genome assembly.